Molecule: messenger RNA, 3114 nt
Organism: Melanaphis sacchari
Lineage: Eukaryota; Metazoa; Arthropoda; Insecta; Hemiptera; Aphididae
Product: peroxidase-like
Exons: 13
Coding region: 40-1914 (624 amino acids)
Biological process (GO): response to oxidative stress
Molecular function (GO): peroxidase activity; heme binding
Source: RefSeq, a predicted model, not a curated record
AUUAAAUCUAUAAAUACUUUAAUAUAAAUUUGGAGAAAGAUGCUAUCUAAAAAUAAAUCGAUUAUUUUAGUAUUUUUGGUUGUAUUAUUAAAGAUUCAGACUGAAACUUACUGCGAAGUAAAUUUAAUUAAAAACAUGGUAUUAUGUGACAAGUUCUAUAACACCUGCGCACCUUUGGUGACUUGUGAUUGUAAUUCUAAAUAUAGAUCCAUUGAUGGUUCGUGUAAUAACUUACAACACCCAUUAUGGGGUGCAGCUAUUACUCCCUAUAUUAGACUGGGUCCUGCUUAUUACGCGGAUGGUAACUAUUCGAUUCGAUUACAAUUUAGAGAUGGUAAGGAACUGCCUGGAGCUCGUCGAUUGCAGUUAGCAUUGUUCAAGCCAAGAACCCCUGAAUUUGAUAUUCCAGACCAUAGAAAUUAUCAUAUAAAUCAAAUCGGCCAGUACGUUACACAUGACAUUACUUUAAUGUCAGCCAAUUUUUCGGCACUCCCUGCGGAUUGUUGUACAGUUCAGAAUCAGGACAAUAUUCCGCUUUUUUGCCAAGCGGUGAUUCAGAUAGACAAACAAGACACGUCGUAUUCUAAAAUCAACAAGACAUGUCUUCCAUUUAAGCGAGCGAUGACUGCUGCUUUUGAUUUUAACUGUCCAAUAACUCCUCAAAUACCCGUAAAUCAACAAACCGCAUUUGUAGACGCAUCUCAAUUGUAUGGACCGACCGCAGCCAAAGCAGCAUCUCUUCGAUCUAAUAAAUUUGGAAAAUUAAAAACUCAGGAGAUUGAUGGACAAGAAUUUGGCGUUCAAGUAGCAAGAAAUGGAUCAAAAUUUUGUAGUGGUCGAAAUAAUGUGACUUAUUGUUUCGAUCGAGGCGAUCCUAGAAAUAAUCAACACUUUGGUCUUAUAUUAUACGAAGAGACGUUUCUUAGGUUUCAUAAUUUAGUAGCAGAUUUGUUACAUAAAUUAAAUCCAGAUUGGUCAGAUGAAAUUUUGUACCAAGAAUCUCGAAGGUUCAUAAUAGCACUUGAAGAGAUUAUAGUUUAUCGUGAUUACUUGCCAAUCUUACUUGGUAAAGAGUAUUGCGAGAGUGUUGGAUUGUCUCUUUCUAAAGAUAUAAAGACUAUGUAUGAUCCAUCAAUUAUGCCUCAAUUGGCUGUUGAAUUUUCAGGAGGUUCUUUUCGAGUUACACACAAUGUUGUACCUAUGAUAUAUUUUUUUUUAGAUGAUAACAAUAAUAUCGUAGAGCAAUUCAAACUUAAUGAAUACAUGGGAAUUCCUGAUCCAUUAGUUGGUAAAUCUAAGCUUGAAGAGUUGUUAAGAGGUAUGUCACAAUUGCCUGGUCGUUGUCCAAUAGCAUCGUAUAACUUAUUGAUCACAAAUCGUAUGUUUCAUAAUUGGAUAAAUGCUGUUGCUGACCAAGACUUAGGUAGUAUAGACAUUCAAAGAGGCCGAGAUAUUGGUUUACCACCAUACAUCGUAGUCAGAGAAAUUUGCGGUUUUCCACAUAUUUCAUCAUUUAGUGAUUUAGUUGGCGUAUUAAAUAAUACUGAUAUUCAGCUAUUGCAAGAUUCUUAUGAAAGUGUCGAAGAUAUAGAUUUGGUAGUAGGAUCUUUGCUUGAACCACUUGUUGAUGGUGGAAUGGUUGGUGAAACAGCAAGGUGCAUAAUCGCUGAUGGAUUUUAUCGUACUCGAUAUGGCGAUCGUUACUUUUGCGAUGUACAAAAUCAACCAGGAAGUUUUUCUCCAGAACAAUUUGAUGUUUUAUGGAGUCUUGAUCUUACUAAAUUAUUGUGUGCAACGACAAAGAUUGAUAAAUUACCAUCUAAUAUUUUCAUACCAAAAGGGCUUUCGGGAAUGUACAACUGUGAAUCAUUUAAUCUGGACCUCAAAGCAUGGAAAGUUAAUAAAAUAUGUUAACUUAAUAAACUAUAAUUAUUUAAAAAAAACAGUACUAGUUUAUGUCCUACAUACUAAUUACGAGCCAAUUAGGUGAUUAAUGUCAUACACCAAUACGGACCCUUACUUCACAUUCUGUUGAUAUCUGGUUUUUAAUGUUAUUUAUUAUUUUUACUAUUUUUUUCUUUAAGCUGUUGCUGUUAUUGUACACUGUUUUUUAAGGAAAAACAUUAUGUGGUUACUAUAAAAACGUAAGAGAGUUAUGCACUAAAAUAAAUAUUUUAAGGUGUAAUAUUUCGUUAUUUGAUUUUGAUUAUUUUAUAUUUACAGAAACCUGGUUGAGUGUAGAUAUAUUAGAUGUCGAACUCGACUUUGAUUCUUAUAAUGUAUUCGUACUGACUGAAGUGAUAAGACAAGCAAAUUGUAAGAGAGGUGGUGGAGUAGCUAUUUUGGUAGAUAAACAUUUUGAUACAGCCGUUAUUAAUUUACCAACUGAUAAUGUAGAACCAAUAUUCGUACUACUAAAGUGGGGUAAUCACUUGCUAUAUUCCACCUAUGAGUCCAGUCAGCUGUUAUUCUGCUAAUACUGAAACCGUAGAGUGGUUAUUAAAUAAAUUCUCUCUAUAAAUGAACUUCACAAUUAUUUAUGGUAAUUAUAAUCUACUUCACGUUAGUUUUACGAGAACUAUAUAGGUUUGGUAUGUAAUGGCCGUAAUUUCAUAUUUUCACAAAUAAUUAAUGACAGUUUUUCAUUUCUAAACUUAUAUCAAUUGAAUAAUAUUUUAAACAACAGUGGGACUCAACUCCACUUAAUUUUUUUAAAUAAUCCACUUAUUAAUAUUCUACCGUUCGGUAAUAGUAUUGUACCGCUAAAUAUAUAUCACCCGGUUCUGACAACAAAGUACACGAUACUUGAUUGUGUAAAUCAUACUUGUUCGAACACUUUGUAAUUGGACUACAGAAAAGCUUACUAUUAUGACAUGAAUAUCAUUUUUAUUAAUUACGAUUGGUCUAAUGUUUAUAAAGAAAAUAAUAUAAAUAUUGCUUUAAAUAACUUCUAUAAAAUAGUACUAGAUAAAAUUAAAAAACGGUUCUAAAAUUUUUUUAUGUAAUCAUAAGUUUCCCAGAUGGUUCUCUAAAGAAUUAUACUCCCUAAUAAAAACAAAAAAAAAAAACAAAUUCAUAAAUUAUUUAAAUCAUCUGGUCUCAACAUACAUUACA